Messenger RNA from Thunnus maccoyii (southern bluefin tuna), 1203 nucleotides. RefSeq names its product butyrophilin subfamily 2 member A2-like. The record is from RefSeq and is a predicted model, not a curated record. The transcript is spliced from 3 exons. Bases 1 to 1203 code for a protein of 400 amino acids. NCBI's taxonomy places the organism in Eukaryota, Metazoa, Chordata, Actinopteri, Scombriformes, Scombridae.
AUGACAAUGGUUGGUGAUGACGUUGUUUUACCAUGUCAGCUGAAGCCUCCAACAGAUGCUGUUCCAAUGAUCCUGGAGUGGGAGAGACCUGACCUGAACCCCAGAUUUGUCUUUAUGAGGUACAACGGUCAGGAAUUUCUGGUGGAUCAAAAUGAGGCCUACAACGGAAGAACAUCACUGUCCAUUGACAAACUGAAGCAUGGAGACAUUUCACUGAAAAUCUCCAAAGUGAAAAUCUCUGAUGAAGGAACAUACAGAUGCUACAUUCCAAAACUGAAUAAAGAAUAUUUUGUUGAGCUUGUUGUUGGUGCUGUCUCCUCACCUGGCAUCAGCUUAGUGGGGAUUGACAGAUCCUCCAGUGGAGUGAUUUUACAGUGUGAGUCUAAACGCUGGUAUCCAGAGCCUGAGAUGUUUUGGCUGGACGGUGAGGGAAACCUCCUCUCUGCUGGACCUACAGAGACAGUCAGAGGUCCUGAUGGCCUCUAUACUGUCAGCAGCAGAGUGACUGUAGAGAAGAGACACAACAACAACUUCACCUGUAGAGUCCAACAGAACAACAUCAACCAGACCAGAGAGACACAUAUUCAUGUUCCAGAACAACGCCUUUUGAAGGAGGGAGAAGACACCAGGGUGCAGCUCACUGAAAGCAAGAAAAUGGUGGAUUUGGAAAAGGAAAAGGCAAAACUUAAUGAGGAGUUACAGAAGGAAGCGGAAGAGCAGAAACAUUUGGAGCAGCUGAUUAAUAAACUGAAGGAACAAAAGACGGAAUUUCUGAACCAAAAGGGGCAAAUAACCGUCAAGGAGGAGAGGACAAUGAAACUGAUGGAGGAGAAUGAAACAAAGUUUAAUUUAGUAGAGAAAGAAAUAUCAGAAAAGGAGGGAGAUAAGACAGUAAACAGAGCACAGGGAUACUUGAAACUAAAAGAAAUCAUUAAAGCGAUCAACUGGAGCCUGGAGGAGAGAAAGCAAGAAGAACAGACACUGGAAGCGACCAUAGAUAAAGGAGUGAAGAUGACUGAUAUAGAGGUUUUAAGAAUGACAAACAAGAACGAGCAACUACAGAGCCACAUGGAGGAAAUUAAUGAACAACUGGAAAAGAUAAACAGACAACAAGAUGAGAUACAGGAGAAACUUAAGUCAGAGACAAAAGAGAAGAAAGAGGACAACAAAACAAAUCUUUUAACACAUAAUCAAGUUAUUUGA